UUUUUUAUUUAUUGAUUGAUCUUCUUUCUUUGUCCAUUAGUGUAUGUUCGUGUUCACGUGCGUGUUCAUGGCUGUGUUUGUGGGUGUUUACAUGGACGUCCAUCAGCAAGAAGCGUUUAACGGCGUGUGUGGACAGACGCUGACGGACGUGUGCAUGCGCCUCAUGUCGCACGCGGACACCUUGGGGCUGGCUAACUACGCCUCCAAGAACUGGUGUAAGGUUGUGCUGGACGCAGGGGAAGGGUUCAGAUACAAGAUAAUAUUCGAAAAAUUUUCUCUGCAAUUCCCUGUCGGCCGCAAUUGCACGGAUUACUUAGAUAUCUACGACGCCGCAGACGCUAACAACCGGUUGGCUCUGCUGGGAAGAUUCUGCGGCACAAGCUUCCCUAACGUCAGGGACCGCUCCACGCAGAGAUACACCACUCUUGUGUUCUCUACCGACAACAAGGCAGAAGCCAAAGGGUUCGUCUUUUUGGCGGUGAAGACAGGACCACCGCCGUGCUUGGACCAGGAGUUUGACUGUAAGGCAGAGAACAGGUGUAUAGACGCCAGAUUGCGGUGUGAUGGAAUACACCAGUGCAACGCGGGAGAGGACGAGGAGAUGUGUACUAAUUGGGAAAUUAUCAUCGGGAGCCUGUUUCAGCUUGGAAUCGGCGGGUUCAUCGGCAUCGUCUGCGCAGUGAUGGUCUUCAUCGUCAUCCUAUACAAGAUAAUAUUCGAAAAAUUUUCUCUGCAAUUCCCUGUCGGCCGCAAUUGCACGGAUUACUUAGAUAUCUACGACGCCGCAGACGCUAACAACCGGUUGGCUCUGCUGGGAAGAUUCUGCGGCACGAGUUUCCCUAACGUCAGGGACCGCUCCACGCAGAGGUACACCACUCUUGUGUUCUCUACCGACAACAAGGCAGAAGCCAAAGGGUUCGUCUUUUUGGCGGUGAAGACAGGACCACCGCCGUGCUUGGACCAGGAGUUUGACUGUAAGGCAGAGAACAGGUGUAUAGACGCCAGAUUGCGUUGUGAUGGAAUACACCAGUGCAACGCGGGAGAGGACGAAGAGAUGUGUACAAAUUGGGAAAUUAUCAUCGGGAGCCUGUUUCAGCUUGGAAUCGGCGGGUUCAUCGGCAUCGUCUGCGCAGUGAUGGUCUUCAUCGUCAUCCUGUCGGUGACCGUCUGCUGCCUUUGCUGCAAGCGCGGAAAAAGAUGAACGGAUGUUUUUGAUCAUCAAUAAUCAUUACAUCAAACCUAUACUGAUGAUUAACUGCAAACUGCUAUAUUUUUGGCACAAAUGAUCCAAAGGACAACUGUCACAUUGUGGUUGACGCUUGCACAGGAUGGUGGACAUGCCGGUUUUGUUUUGAAUAGCGUUGUCUUAACUAAGUACACUGACGUAAAUGUGAAUCUACGAAAUUGAUGAUGUUCACAUUUUCUGGAUGAAUUAACUUUUUCCACUCUGGAAGCACAAACAUGAGCAGAUCACAUUAAUCAGAUAUGGUAUCAAUAAUUACAAAAGGAUGGUUUAUAAUUAUCUCCAGCCCCCAGGUGACUUUUAAAUGACAGGGGAUUGCAAAUUACUCAUCCAUUUUCUACGUCGCCUUGGAGUAAGCUGAAAUUCCAUCGGCCUAUAUGGCUUGCACAAUAUAUUUCUAAUAUAUCGCCAAAUUCGUCUUCCUGAAAUAAGACAAUCGGCACAAGCUGCAAAGAAGCAUGGAUAUGUAAUACAGCCUACGGCCUCGACGCCAUAUAAAUGGCCGUAAAAUGAAAUUAUCAACCACUCAUUGUCUUAUGCCGUCUCAAACAUAAAAACUGAGAGAUGAUCACUUGUAAUGCAGCUGGUGGCAGAAAGAUGGGCCUAUCUGUACAAGUUAAGGGACCGUUCCCAGACCCUAUCGUAAUAACUGUGGAUUGAUCUAUCUCCGGGGGGACCCUCACUAAAUUGCAAUCAGCUUAAACAGCUUAGAUUUCUGUCACGUCAACUGAAGCUGCUGGGGGUAAUUAAUUGUCGUUUAGCAACUUCAGUAGGCGUGCCAGACAUGAAAGCCGCUUAAGCUG
Molecule: messenger RNA, 2046 nt
Organism: Lingula anatina
Lineage: Eukaryota; Metazoa; Brachiopoda; Lingulata; Lingulida; Lingulidae
Product: enteropeptidase
Molecular function (GO): protein binding
Source: RefSeq, a predicted model, not a curated record